Messenger RNA from Mya arenaria, 5286 nucleotides. Its product is annotated as coronin-1C-A-like. Bases 145 to 1776 code for a protein of 543 amino acids. The transcript has 11 exons. The record is from RefSeq and is a predicted model, not a curated record. Gene Ontology annotation, biological process: actin filament organization. Gene Ontology annotation, molecular function: actin filament binding. NCBI's taxonomy places the organism in Eukaryota, Metazoa, Mollusca, Bivalvia, Myida, Myidae.
GGGAACCAACUGUGAGUAAUCAACGGCGCAUGUGCAAUCUUUGUACUGUUCCUGCUUGAAACUUCAUAAGAAAAGGAGGGCGUUUUAACUGUUUUACCCUUCCCGACCCUUUCUUUCCUCGGGAGCAUAACAAAUUAUCAAAAGAUGGCGUUUAAAAUGAGACAGAGUAAAUUUCGGCAUGUGUUUGGUCAGCCAUUGAAAAGGGACCAAUGCUUUGACAAUAUAAGGAUUUCAAAAAGCUCCAUAGAGUCCCUGUUCUGUGCAGUGAAUCCUAAAUAUGUUGGUAUAGUAACAGAAGCUGCAGGAGGAGGAGCAUUUCUUGUGCUUCCAAUAGAGAGGACAGGUCGUGUAGAGCGCGACCACCCAAUGGUCGUUGGCCACAAGGGGCCAGUUCUAGACAUUAAGUGGUGCCCACACAAUGAUGAUGUAAUUGCCAGCGCCUCAGAUGAUGCCACAAUCAAGGUGUGGCAGAUUCCAGAUGAAGGAGUCCUUGAAAACCUGACAGAGCCUAUUGUUGACCUGGAGGCCCAUAUACGCAGAGUGACGAGGAUAGAGUGGCACCCAACUGCGCUCAACCUCCUCCUCUCGGCUGGUGCUGACAACAAGAUGUUCCUGUGGAACUGUGGGACAGGAGAAGCGAUUCUGGAGAUUGAGACUCCGGACGUUGUCCUCAGUAUGUCCUUUAACUAUGAUGGCACUCGGUUUGCUACCACCUGUAAGGACAAAAUGUUGCGAGUAUUUGAGACCAGGAGUGGAGACACCAUUGUGGAGCACAAAGUUCAUGAUGGGUCGAAGCCUGCACAGUGUGCAUACCUUAAGGAUGAGAAAAUCUUCACAACUGGCUUCUCUAGGAUGAGUGAGAGACAGUAUGCCUGCUGGGAUGUCAACAACAUGUCCUCUCCGAUGACGAUAGAGAUGAUAGACAACAGUAACGGGGUUAUAUUCCCUUUCUAUGAUUCAGACACAGGGAUGGUCUUCCUCUGUGGAAAGGGAGACAGUAUAAUCCGUUACUAUGAGGUGACGGAUGAGGCCCCAUUCGUCCACUACUUGAACCUGUUCCAGUCAAAGGAUGCCCAGAGAGGCAUUGGCUACAUGCCCAAGCGUGGCCUCAAUGUCAACAGCUGUGAAAUUGCCAGAUUUUACAAGUUGUUAAACAAUGGUGUGUGUGAAGUCAUUCCAAUGACAGUGCCAAGAAAGUCUGACUUGUUCCAAGACGACCUGUACCCAGACACACCAUCAGACACUGCAACUCUCACUUGUGAAGAGUUCAUGGAGGGAAAUAAGGAUUCCAGUCCCUUACUGAUUUCAUUGAGGUCAGGUUACAUUUCUUCUAAAAAGGAAAAGAUUUUAGUGAAAAAGAAUGUAUUGGAUCCCAAUGUUCCAAAAGCCAAACCUAAACUGGGCGGCAAAGCAGCUCCGCAAUCCCAGCCUGCAAAACCUGCACCGUCAGUCGCGGCAAACGGAGCUGUUGAGACGCCCAAGGCAACUGCCCCUGCCCAUGUCCCCGCUGCUGCCUCGGCACCGGCACCAGCACCAGUACAGCAGCCAGCCACACCCCCACAGCCAGCAGGCCCCACCCUCCCAGCGGAUUUUGAUGCCGCCAAGUUGAUGCAGGAUGUUGUUGCCCUGAAGAAAGUGAUCAAACAGCAGGACAAGAAGAUUGAGGCCCUGGAAGAGAGGCUGGUUCAGAGCGAGGCUGGGAAACACACACCUGGCAACAAUGACACGCCCCUUGAGAACAACGAACAAUCCCCUGAUGAACAGGUCAACAACUAGGAGGACAAAGAAGCUUAAGUGGGGGCAACUCUGCUGCCUUGUCUUUUUAAACUCACUCAUAAACAAUUAUAAACUAAUGAUAGCUAUGAAUGAUUGAAUUUUCCAGUGGUUUUUAUUUUGUAAACACUUUCUUUGAGGUACUUACUGUUAGGUAAAGGUAAAAUAUUGUUUUACUAUUUGUUAAGUGAGAUUGUGAAAUGUAGGCCAUAUACUACUUAAGAGUGUAAGAAAUAUUUGCAUUUUAUACUAUUCUGACAUUAAUGGCACUUCAUGAUAUGUUUUUGUUUGCUAUAAGAUGAUGUUUACUCUGCUGAUUAAGGGAUUAACGUAUUUCAAUUAAUUGCCUUUUAUUUCAUUGAAAUGACCUUUAUUUCGAUUCACUGCCCUUUAAUGAUGAGUGCAUUGGUGCAUUUUGUGUGAUGUUUAAAUGAAGCAUGAUCACAGUAAGAGUAAUAGUAUAUUUUUGAUAGAAAUUUGUUUUUGUAGAUAUUUCAUUUCAGUUGCUGUAUAUGCUACAAUUUGUAAGUAGGUAUUGUUCUUACAAUAUUGGCUUUAAUUCGAGACACGGUGUGAUUCAACUUUUUUUAACAAAGUUUAAUGUAUAUUAGGACAGAAUAUUAUGUAUAUAUAGGCGAGUUGAAACAAGAACAUGUACAUAAUUCAAAUAGUGUUGGGCAUAUUGUCCUUUAGGUUUUGUUUUGUGAAAUAUUUGAUGAGAAAUCAGAAUGAUUACAUGAAUCAUCUUCGUGAAUUUUACUGAAUUUGGAAUACUUGAAAGGUUAAUCACAUCAGUGUCAUAUUGAUUAUGGUAGUGCAAGUAGUAAGUUAAUUGAACACACCAAUGUUUCAGAUGGGUACACUACAUAUCUCAAGAUGCCAUGUAAAGGGACCACGCUUGGAAAUAAAUGGCCCUUGGUUAUUGCGUGUGCUCUAUCAGGUCUUGCUUUUGUUCAGGAAAUUUUGACAUAGUGGAGAUUUUAUGCACGUAUAUUUUUUUUUAAAGAAAAAUUGCAUUACAAUUGACUGGGUACUAUACAUAUUUGCUUAGAUUAAACUAGUACUGUUUGGAAACUUCUGAUUGGUACACACAGCUAAAACGUUUUUAAGUACUUGUUUUUACCUUUGUAGUUAUCUGUCAUAUUUGUAGUAGUUACAUUACAAGCUUUCAAUAUUUGCUCCUAAUUAAUUUAAAUUGCAAAGCCACCUUGUUGCCAAAAUCCCCAUUUUAACAGAAGAACCCUUCCUAGUGCUGCCUCGUCGUCUACUUAUUGAAAAAAAAUACUCCUUUUUUUGUUUGUACUGAAAAUACUUUUCAUCUUGGCAUUCAUUAUAUGUGUUCAUUGCUGUUGGUUAUUUUGAGAAUGGUAUUUACUCCUGUCUCACAGAAUCAAAGCUGUAUAUUUGCAAUUGUGUGCUUGCUUUUGCCUCCGUAUAUAUGAACACAAUGAGGACAUUGUGCCAGUGUAUUACCAGUGCUUGUUACUAUACAGAAUGUGUCAUGUCUUCCCAUUGGGCUCAUCUUUGUUGUAAUAUAUUUGUGUGUUUUUUUUGUUAUUUCCGUUAAAACAAGUUUGGCUAUGUUUAGAUUUCUUUAGAAACUUAAGUAACUGAUUGCAAUUUGUUAUCCUUGUAAAUGAAAACAGAAAUAUCAGGUGGUUUUAUUCUUUGAAAAAAAUGUUAGAGUUUGAUACUUUUGGCUAACAACACCAACUUUGAAUCUUCAUGUUCGUCUUCUUGCAUCAUUGGUUGCUCUCUGGGUUUCUAACUCACUGUUUAGAUAUAAGAAGGAGCCAUAUUUAUUUUUUGAUUAUUAAGUGCUUAUGCUAACUUUUUGAGAGUGAGAAUUUUUGUAUUGUGCUGUUAAUUUUGGUAUUUUUUUACUUUGUUUUGUUAUAUUUAUUUCAUAGAUGCUAUUUUUUUAAUUUUAAUGAUAAAGAACUUGAGUGUGUUUGAUUUUUGUAUUACUUCUUAAGUGUACCAGUCAGUUUGAUUCAGACACAUUUGUGUACUUACAUAUUGUAUUUUGUCAGUGGUACUUGUGGAAUGUGGAUGAUAUAGCUAUGAGUUGCCUUAGAAAUAUGAUUAGGAAAAUAAAGUAAAUAGAGCCUACUAAUAUAAGGAUAUUACAUUUAAACAUUACCACCCAAGGAAGGCAUAAUUCUCUAGGGGGAGGGGCCUGUUCUCUAGGGGCGGGCCAGUUCUAUAUGGGGAGGGGCCUGUUCCUUUUUUGAUUCAAGUUUAAAAAAAAAAUGCUCUUUAUGGGAACAGUCUAAUUUGAAAGAGUCUUCCUUGGGCUGGAUGAAUGAUUAAAUGGAAUAGCCCUAAGCAUGGUCUGAUUAUAGUGGAGGUAUUAUUAUGUAACAUUGUAUACUGUCUUAAUGAAAUCAAUCAAGUGUUUAUGAACAUUCCAUUAUGUUCAGAACAAUGUGAUACAUUUGUAUUUAUAUACAUUUUUACUUCAUUAAUAAUUUGCAAAGUUUUUUAGUUUGUAGUUUUUUAAUUGGUACUUCACCAAAACUAUGUUUUGUUCAUUCGAAUUAUCACACCUUAAUUUUGGAAAUUACCAAAAAACAAUGAUGAUUCAAUACUAUAAAAAGGAGCCUUGUGAGGUAAUGUUGCAAUAUAUGAGGGUAUUACAUUUUAACAACAUUGCUUUGAAAACCAGUUUGAAAUUGAACUCAGAGGAUAUUGUUUAACAAUUAAUCACUAAAUACUAAUGUUAUAUAGAAAUUAAUGUAUUUUUGGUUUGGCCCAUUCCUGUUAAAAAACUUUAUGAGAAAAAUGAUGUUUCAUUAUGCCAGCCUACAAAUCUAUUGGUAUCCAAAACUGAUGAACAAAAAUAAUUUGGGGCGGCCUUUAAACUUGGCUUUUCCUUGUAAAAACUGUACUUUGUGUAUGUGUUAUGUGUGCUUGUGCAAUGCAAUGUCCAUUUGUACUAACUUAUAGCCAAUGUUUUAUUUUGCCUAUUGAUAUUUAAGUUUGAGUUCAUACUGCCUACUGCCGACGGCUGAAUUAAAUACAUCUACAUGAAUCACCAAGCUACAUUACUUGAAAUCACGUUACAUGUAUACAUGUAUAUCAUCACGGUGGUGUAUUCAACCUGCUCAUGUUACCAUGACUUCUACAGAUUUGGGUUACAUGUUACUGUGUAACAUGCAUAUAACUGUUAUGAUCACUUUUAAGAAAGAACAGACUUAGACUUUAAUAUAGAAUAAUGUGUAGCAGAUAAUAUUAUUUUUCUUUAAUUGUAUAUUCAACUUAUCUUUUGAUUACUUACAUGAAUGUACAAUAUCUAUCAUUAUAAGUACUCAUAGUUUAUUGGUUUUCUUAUUUUAUAUCAAUAUAAUAAUUAUGCAAAAAUAUUUUCCUUGAUUGUAAUUCAUCCUCACUUUGCAGCAUACACUUGUACAUGUAUACACUGAAUGAAUGACACAUUGGAACAGUAGCCUUCUGUAAUUUAAAGUAUUUUCCAGUCUAUCAUGCUAUUGCAAUAAAUCAUAAAUAACUAUC